Molecule: messenger RNA, 2805 nt
Organism: Menidia menidia (Atlantic silverside)
Lineage: Eukaryota; Metazoa; Chordata; Actinopteri; Atheriniformes; Atherinopsidae
Source: the annotation of a GenBank genome assembly
AAAGCAAUUCGACAGCUAUUGUCAGAUGUCACUGAGUUUCACUUCUCUGUAACAAGGUAAAGGAAGUAAAAGCUGCUUAAAAGUAGACAGGCGAACACAAAGGGUGUUUCAAGGAAGAGAAGGCAUCUGGAGCUCCCUUUCAACCGAAUUAUUCAGCCUUCCCUGCAGAUGCUGAGAUUGGCUCAGUAGUUCUUUGAUUGUCCUGAGCUGCCGUUUUACUUUCACACCUGACCAUUCAGCAGCACAGCAGCCGUCGGGGGACCAACAAAAUGCUUUCCUUUUUGAUAGCAAUGCUCAUGACUCUGUCUUGCACUUGUGGAGAGAACCCUGCAAUAAAAGCCACGCUGAGCAACAAAGGGCUACAGUAUGGGAAGCAUGUAGUGGCCGGACUUAUUCAGGAGAUGUUGAAGCAUGUCACUUUUCCUGACAUAAGCGGUGCGAUUGACAUUCAUGUGGGAAAAAUACACUACACGUUCACAGGUGUCACGAUAACUAAGUGUGACUUUCCAGAGCCUUCUGUGAUGUUCUCACAGGAACACAACGGAUUGACGGCAUCCAUCUCAGGCUUCAACGCGGCUCUAACUGGAAGGUGGAAGACAAGCUUUGGCAUAUUACAUGACAGCGGGUCAUUCUCUAUGGUUAUAUUUAACUUGGGGGUGACCUCAGAGGUGGCGCUGGGCAUGGAUGCUAACGGGCAUCCGUCUGUCACCAGCAUCAGCUGCAACGCCAGAAUUGGAGAUGCAAAUGUUCGUUUCCGUGGGGGAGCCAGCUGGGUAUUCAAUAAAUUUGUGGGCUAUUUCAAACGGCAAAUGAUUGAGGAAAUGGAAAGACAAGUCUGUCCUGUUGUUCAUGAAUCCAUUGACAGUUUGGAGUACCAUCUACAGACCAUGAACGGUAUUGCAGCACACCACAGCCUCACACACAUUUCCUAUGAUGUGGAUCAAGUUCUUACUCUUGAUCUUCCUCUCAAUGACUCGCCCAUCGUCAGUGCUUCAAGUCUGAAGUUUGGUCUCAAGGGGGAGUUCUACAGUACUAAAACCCAUAAAGAGCCACCUUUUGUAGCCAAACCCUUCAACCUUACUGAGCAGCCGGGGUACAUGGUGUCACUGGGGCUGUCUGAGUUCACCCUGAACUCGGCCUCAUAUGGAUACUUCUCAGCGGGAGCGUUGGAGGCCCUCAUCACUGACAGCAUGAUACCUCCCUUUUCUCCUGUCCACCUGAAUACCAGUUCAAUGGGACUGUUCAUUCCUGAGCUUCCAAAACGGUUUCCAGGCCUAGCAAUGAAUCUUCAAGUUUACGCCAGAGAGUCUCCAGUGUUCUCCAUCCAGUCUGGUGCUGUUAAACUGGAUGUUCAAGUCUGCGUGAAAGCCGUUGCCAUCGCGCCGAACGGUACCCAGAUCCCGCUGUUCAAGCUGAAUGCUGAUUCAGAACUCAGUGGUAAAAUGUUGAUUGCUGAUGAAUUACUGAAAGGUUCGGUGAUGCUGGAUAAUCUGACGCUGGCUCUGGUGUCAAGCGAAGUGGGGCCUGUUAAGAUCGCAGCCUUGGAGAGCGCAUUAAAGGGGGCACUGAAGAUUGGGGUCUUACCACAAGUCAAUGCUAAAUUGGAAAAAGGUUUUAUUCUACCCAGAAUGAAACACGCACAGCUGGUUAACUCGGUUUUGACGGUGGAGGAGGGAUUCAUAGCAGUAUCUUCAGAUGCACUGAUACUGCCAGGUGGAAGCCUCAUCUGACAAACGAUGACCAAUGAUCUUCAAAUCACUUCAGCCCCAACCUAUUCAAAACAAAACUUUCUUCAUCUGAAUCUGCCUUUCUACAGACUUACUGUUAAAGAUUCUUAACUUUUUUAAGGAAACGCAUUUACAACUUUCUGUUCAAAUCAACUCACUUACAAAUGCUAAACUAGUCAAGUACUGUCCAAACUUGUCAUUAAAACAUUACUCAAGUCAUCUUUUUUUUUUACUAAAGGUUGUUAUUUUUCCCAUAGAAAACAAACCAGCACAACUAGUCGCUCCCCCUUCUAAAGAUUUUCCACGUAGGCUUCUAAAAGUGAUUCAAACUGGACAUUCGUCCUGUAGUACACGUGCGGUGUUUGAUUAGCACAAAAGAUCAGGAACAGCUUUCAUGAAACAAUGACAUCUCUUUAUUCUGAAACAUUUCCGUGUGCACUUGUUAGAUCCUGUUACAUGUUCACAUUCUUGGAAUGUAACACCAUCACAAAAUAAAUAAGUGCCUAUUUACAGCCACUGCUUUUAAAAUGUUCCCCGUAGAAAAACGUCAAACUUCAUGGGACGAGACCUAAACUGGCUGAUCGGACCAGAGCAGACUUCAGACAGAAUGACAGAUAAUGAGAACAGACGGCUGUGAACAAGCCUUUGUGUGCGGAUACUGGGGGCGAGGAGCACUGGAGGAGACUCGUGCUGGUGCUGAGCUGUGCGACAGGAUCACACCUUUAGCUGGGCCUCACCUCCUCUAAAUGCAAACUUUCAAUUCUGCAAAUGAGAGAGCUUUGGGCAAACAAACCAGAGGGUUACAUCCAGGUCACCCGAAGGUUUUUUUUUUUUAAAUCGAUGUUGACAUGGAGGGCAGAAAUGUAGCACCUGAGAGUCCUCAAUGAGAUAAGAAGGGGAAAUAUGUAAAAGCCAAACUUUUACUUGCCCAACACGAGAUGGUAGGUUAUCAGAAAGUUUAACAGCCUUUGUCAGUGUUCACCAUUACAAACAGGAAAAACUAGUCUGACAAGACAGGAAGAUAAAGCAGUCAAAACAUACAAAGAGGGUUUGUUAUUUUAAAAAAAAAAAAAAAAGA